AUGGCGGCAUUCAUCAAGGCGGUCAACGCGAAGAUCAGGGCAAACCCCAUGCUCGACUAUGUCUGCUCGACUCACUUCUGGGGACCCGUGUCGAACUUUGGCAUCCCCGUUGCGGCUGUUCUGGACACGCAAAAGAGCCCUGAUCUCAUCUCUGGCCAGAUGACGGGUGCCCUCUGCAUCUACUCGGCUACGUUCAUGCGCUACUCCCUCGCCGUGACGCCCAAGAACUACCUCCUCUUCGCCUGCCACUUCGUCAACGAGUGCGCGCAGCUCACGCAAGGAUACCGAUACCUGUCGUACCACAACUGGGGUGGAAAGGAAAAGGCGGAGCUGGAGAAGGGCCUCGUGGCGGCCAAGGACACGGCAGCCAAGGUCGAGAACCGAGCCAAGGAUGCUCUCAGCAAAUAA
Messenger RNA from Purpureocillium lilacinum, 408 nucleotides. RefSeq names its product pyruvate transporter mpc1. The record is from RefSeq and is a predicted model, not a curated record. Gene Ontology annotation, biological process: pyruvate import into mitochondria. NCBI's taxonomy places the organism in Eukaryota, Fungi, Ascomycota, Sordariomycetes, Hypocreales, Ophiocordycipitaceae. Gene Ontology annotation, cellular component: mitochondrial inner membrane.